Mesocricetus auratus (golden hamster) is the source of this 1281-nucleotide messenger RNA. RefSeq names its product P2Y purinoceptor 3-like. The transcript has 3 exons. Gene Ontology annotation, biological process: G protein-coupled receptor signaling pathway. Gene Ontology annotation, cellular component: plasma membrane. Gene Ontology annotation, molecular function: G protein-coupled receptor activity. Bases 1 to 1281 code for a protein of 426 amino acids. The record is from RefSeq and is a predicted model, not a curated record. NCBI's taxonomy places the organism in Eukaryota, Metazoa, Chordata, Mammalia, Rodentia, Cricetidae.
AUGGGAGGGACCCUACCUGACAAGGGACCCUACCUGGCAAGCCCCACCACCAUCAAGGUUGAUGGCAUCCCAGCUAGAAUCCAUACAUCCCACAUCAAAGCGGCCCCUCCUGCAACCCAAGAUGACUGCUGGAACCUGGAAAAGACUGGUGAUCCUCUUAAGCUGCGUUUAUGUCCCCUGCUCACCACAGAACACAAAUCCCUAUGUUCCUCAAGCGUUAACCUGGCAGGAGAAGCAGAAGUAGAGGCCAUCUUAGAGGGAGCCUUCCUGGAGAUGGAGAAGCUAGACCUGAAUGCCUCAAAGGAGCAAGGUGCCUGCCACUUCUCAGAGAGGUACAAGCAAGUCUACCUGUCCAUAACCUAUAGCAUCAUCUUCAUCCUAGGCCUGGUCCUCAACGGGGCUGUCUUAUGGCUCUCCUUCUGCCAAACCAAGCCCUGGAGCUGUGCCACCAUCUAUCUGAUGAACCUGAUGGUGGCUGACCUGCUUUAUGUGAUGAGCCUACCUUUCCUUGUCAUCACCUAUUCGGUGGGUGACACCUGGGUCUUUGGGGAGAUGCUAUGCAGGCUGGUGCGUUUCCUAUUCUAUACCAACCUCUACAGCAGCACCCUGCUUCUGACCUGCAUCUCUGUGCACCGCUUUCUAGGUGUGUGCCGCCCCCUGAGCUCACUGUCCUACCGGACUCACCGGCACACCUGGCAAGCAGCUGCUGCCACCUGGACCCUGGUAGUCCUCCAGCUGCUGCCCACACUAGUCUUCUCCCACACAGGCUAUGUAAAUGGCCAGGUGAUCUGCUAUGACACAGCCAGCCCGGAGAAUUUUGGUUAUUUCUUUGCCUACAGUAUGGUUCUGAUGGUGUCUGGUUUUGUCUUUCCCUCCUUGAUCAUUCUGGUGUGCUAUGCUCUGAUGGUCAGGAGCCUGGCAUAUCCAGUAGAGGCGCUCUCAAAGACAGGUCACACAGCCCGUGCCAAGUCCGUUCGGACCAUCCUGCUGGUGUGUAGCCUCUUCACCCUCUGUUUUGUGCCCUUCCACAUUGCCCGAUCCUUCUACCUGGUCAUCCGCUUCUGGAACUCACAGGACUGCCAACUCUUGUCAGCAGCCAGCAUGGCCUACAAGAUCUGUAGACCCCUGGUCAGCAUGAGCAGCUGCCUCAAUCCCAUCCUGUACUUCCUGUCACAGAGCAACAACAGGGUCCAGCUCCUCCAGAAGCUGAGACAGAACAAGGUUCCCACAGGAGAGGGACCUCGUCUUACUGCUGACCCCCAACACCAGUCUUUACAGUAG